Messenger RNA from Heterotrigona itama, 2256 nucleotides. The record is from the annotation of a GenBank genome assembly. NCBI's taxonomy places the organism in Eukaryota, Metazoa, Arthropoda, Insecta, Hymenoptera, Apidae.
AUGAAAAAUACAAAUAUCGUGGGAUUUGCCGAUCCAAAAGAAGAGAACGAUAAUGAUGAAGAUAAUGAAAUUAAUAAUAUGAAAAAAAAAUUAUGUAAAAAAUCUGGAGGAUUUCAAUCUAUGGCUAUUAGUUUUCCUAUAUUGAAGGGAAUAUUAAAACGAGGAUACAAAAUACCAACACCUAUUCAAAGGAAGACAAUUCCUUUAGCAUUAGAAGGACGUGAUGUAGUAGCAAUGGCUAGAACAGGAAGUGGGAAAACUGCAUGUUUUCUAAUUCCUCUUUUUGAAAAACUUAAAACGAGGCAAGCAAAAGCUGGUGCUAGAGCUUUAAUUUUAUCACCCACUAGGGAACUAGCAUUACAGACUUUGAAAUUCAUAAAAGAAUUAGGCAAAUUUACAGAUUUAAAAGCAGCUGUAAUUUUGGGAGGUGAUAGUAUGGAAAAUCAGUUUAGUGCAAUUCAUGGAAAUCCUGAUAUACUAGUAGCAACACCCGGCAGAUUUCUACAUAUCUGUAUAGAAAUGGAUUUACAAUUAAAUAAUAUUGAAUAUGUAGUCUUUGAUGAAGCUGAUAGAUUGCCAGAGUCAAAACAAACAUUAUUAUUUUCUGCAACAUUACCUAAACUUUUAGUAGAUUUUGCAAAAGCUGGAUUAACUGAUCCUAUUUUAUUACGUUUAGAUGUAGAAAGUAAAAUACCAGAACAAUUGACACUUUCAUUUAUAAUAUGUCGGCCAGAAGAAAAAUUGGCAGUGUUAUUAUGCUUGUUAAAAAACGUUAUUAAAACUGAUUCUCAAACGGUAAUAUUUGCUGCAACUCAACAUCAUGUUGAAUAUAUUCAUCAGGUAGACAAUAUAUUAGAAAAAGCUGGAAUUUCCAACACAUAUAUCUAUUCUAAUUUGGACCCGUCAGCUCGAAAAAUAAAUGCAGCUAAAUUUCAAACUAGUAAAGUCCAAGUUCUAAUAGUAACAGAUGUUGCCGCUCGAGGUUUAGACAUUCCUCAUUUGGAUAACGUAAUCAAUUUUAAUUUCCCUGCGAAGUCGAAGCUUUUUGUACAUAGAGUAGGUCGUUGCGCACGAGCGGGCCGUACUGGUACUGCAUACAAUAUCAUAAGUCCAGACGAAUAUGCUUAUUUGCUAGAUUUACAUCUUUUCCUCGGACGUCCCUUACGUAUUAUACGAUCUUCUGAAUCUAGAUCUAUAGAAAAUACAAACGGUUUUGUUGGCAAAAUGUCACAAGCAAUGAUAGAAGAAGAACUCGCGGAAUUAAUAAAUUGGCAUAAUUGUUCUACAGAUUUAAGAAAUAUGGAAAAAGUUUGCGAUAAUGCAUAUAAACAAUAUAUUCGAUCGCGACCUGCAGCUUCAUCAGAAAGUAUUAAAAGGAUAAAGGAAUUACACAUUAGCGAAGCAGGUGUUAUGCCAGAAUAUUCGAAUGUUUCUUCAAGUACUACGAAUUUGUUAUCAAAAAUAGUGAAUUAUAAACCUCAAGGAACAAUAUUUGAAAUUGGAGCUAAGGCAUCAUCUAUUGAUUAUCAAGUUAUGAAAAAGAAACGUAUGUUACAUAAAGAAAAUAUUAUAAAUUUUCACAGAAAGAUAGAUGAAUUGGAAGCUAAGAAAAAUUCAGAAGAUUUAUCAAGACAAGUAGAUCUUCCAUCAAGUACAACCGAUGAAAUAAAUGCAGUAUUUAAUAAAGUUGUAUUUCCAAAAAAAAGAAAUCUAGAUGAUUUAUAUAAACCUAAAAAGAAAAAACGAUCAGCAAUACGAGACGAAGAAUUUUUUAUUCCAUAUCAUGCUCCAGAUAAACAUACGGAAGAAGGUUUGGCAGUUAAUUCCUUUAAUACAGAAGCAGAUCAAGUACAAAUGGAUUUAACUGCUGAUAACGAAGAAUCCCAGCGAUUUCAAGCGCAAAUAAAAAAAUGGGAUCGUAAAAAGAAGAAAAUGAUCACUAUUAAUAAUGAACGAAAGGUUAAUAAAAUACAGACAGAAUCUGGAGUUUGGAUACCUGCUAGUUAUAAAUCAAAUCGUUAUUCGACCUGGAAAGAAAAGAGCAAAAUCGAUGCUACAAAUGAUGAUAACAUGCAAACAACGGCGAAUACACAUUGGGCACGCCACAACCAGAAAAUAAAGGAAAAGAUUAAAAGAAAUAAUGAAUUGAAACAUCCAGAACAAAUUCUUAAGGCGCGUAAAUUGCUUGAACAAAAACGUAAAAGAAACGGCCCAAAAAAUCGGAAAGGUCAGAAGAAUAAUAGAAGAAAACAUUAG